GGGCAUAUACCACGUUUCUGACGGGUGAACGACGAAGAAGGGAGAAGAACGUUAACGGACCGCUAGCCAUGGCUCCGAUAAAGCUAAUCGGCAAACCGGCGAACUACCGUCUCAGCCGCGAGGACAAAAUGAAGGUACCGUGCAGGCCCCGCCAGCCCCACCGGGCAUUGUGUGCGCACCUGGCCUCGAGUACUUGGGGUCGCUUGAUCAAAUCAUAAUACGACAGCGAGUGCAAGUACUCGAAGGUAUUUCGCGUUGCGAAAGACGCAACAGGUACGUUGCGAUGAACUCCAUGGCACAAGUUAUCUACAAUAUGGCUGAAUAUUCUGACUGUUGUGAACGGUUUUGUCACGGGAAUGCGCGUAGCUUCGAGAUGGACGUCUUGGACUACAGGGACGCCGUCGUGAUGCAUUUCGUGCGGCCCCUGAGAUGCAUGAACCCGUGGUGUGGUUGCCGCCGCCAAGUGCGCAGUACCAAUGGCGUCUUCAUAAGCAAGAUCACCAAGCACUAUGGUGGGCUCCUCAAGGAGGUUUUCACGGAAGCCGACACUUUCGGCGUCACAUUCCCAUUGGACUUGGAUGUGAACUACAAGGGCGCCCUCAUCGCGGCCACCCUGCUCAUCGACUACCUGUUCUUCCAACUAUGAAACGGGUAGAGCGACGACCGUCAGCCCGGAGUGUUUGCGUGAUUCGGCUGAAAGGGACCAGAAAACGGCCAUUUUUGUGUUCAACGAGGUGGAAGCCUUAGAUGGGCUCAGGGGUCGGCGACCACUCGGCGUCAUGGCACCAAAAUUCAAGCGCAUGCGCCAGUAAGCCGUCGAUUUAUUUAUCAAUAAAAGAGCUCGAUUAUCUCUGUA
Messenger RNA from Dermacentor andersoni, 856 nucleotides. Its product is annotated as phospholipid scramblase 2-like. Gene Ontology annotation, biological process: plasma membrane phospholipid scrambling. NCBI's taxonomy places the organism in Eukaryota, Metazoa, Arthropoda, Arachnida, Ixodida, Ixodidae. Gene Ontology annotation, molecular function: phospholipid scramblase activity. Gene Ontology annotation, cellular component: plasma membrane. The record is from RefSeq and is a predicted model, not a curated record.